UUUUCCUUUUUGAUCCAUUCAAAAAUUACUCAUUGCAAAUUCCCGGACUGCUGGGAGCGGAGAAGGAAGGGGGCGGAGGAGAGAGGGCUGCUGCGGGCGCCGAGCAGGGGGCACCCGGGGCCCGAGUGGCGGCCGGCCGGCCGGGCAGAAAGCAGCUCGCAGUUUUGGCUCCGGUGGCCUCACCAGGAAGCGUCAGUCUCGACACCAGGGAACCUCCGAGCGCCGCCUGCGCCGCCGCCUGCGCCCGGCUCCGGGUCCCCGAGCCCCCCUCCCCUGCCCCGGGCCGGCCCUCCGCCCUCCCGGGCCCUCCGGCUCGGGUGCCUUCCCGGGCGAUGGCUGGCCGCUGAGCAUGGCUCAAUACGGCCACCCCAGCCCAUUCGGCAUGGCUGCGAGAGAGGAGCUGUACAGCAAAGUCACCCCGCGGAGGAACCGCCAGCAGCGCCCCGGGACCAUCAAGCAUGGAUCGGCGCUGGACGUGCUGCUGUCCAUGGGCUUCCCCAGAGCCCGCGCACAAAAAGCCUUGGCAUCCACCGGAGGAAGAAGCGUUCAGGCAGCAUGUGACUGGUUGUUCUCCCACGUCGGCGACCCCUUCCUGGAUGACCCCCUGCCCCGGGAGUACGUCCUCUACCUCCGCCCCACCGGCCCCUUAGCGCAGAAGCUCUCCGACUUCUGGCAGCAGUCGAAGCAGAUCUGCGGCAAGAACAAGGCGCACAACAUCUUCCCCCACAUCACCCUCUGCCAGUUCUUCAUGUGUGAGGACAGCAAGGUGGACGCCCUGGGGGAGGCCCUGCAGACCACCGUCAGCCGCUGGAAAUGCAAGUUCUCAGCCCCACUGCCCCUGGAGCUCUACACCUCCUCCAACUUCAUCGGCCUCUUCGUGAAGGAAGACAGUGCAGAGGUCCUCAAGAAGUUUGCUGCCGACUUCGCAGCAGAAGCUGCCUCCAAAACUGAAGUGCACGUGGAACCCCACAAAAAGCAGCUGCACGUGACCCUGGCUUACCACUUCCAAGCCAGCCACCUGCCCACCCUGGAGAAGCUCGCCCAGAACAUCGACGUCAAACUCGGGUGUGACUGGGUGGCCACCAUAUUCUCCCGGGAUAUCCGAUUUGCUAACCACGAGACAUUACAGGUGAUCUACCCAUACACCCCACAGAACGACGACGAGCUGGAGCUGGUCCCCGGGGACUUCAUCUUCAUGUCGCCCAUGGAGCAGACCAGCACCAGCGAGGGCUGGAUCUAUGGCACGUCCCUGACCACGGGCUGCUCCGGACUCCUGCCGGAGAACUACAUCACCAAGGCUGACGAGUGCAGCACCUGGAUCUUUCACGGCUCUUACUCCAUCUUAAACACAUCCUCUUCCAACGCGCUCUCGUUUGGGGACGGCAUCCUGGAGAGGCGGCAGUAUGAGGACCAGGGCCUGGGGGACUCGACGCCCCUCACCAUCAUCUGCCAGCCCACCCAGCCUCUGAGGAUCAGCAGCCAGCCUGGCCCUCAGAAGAGAUGCCUCUUCGUGUGUCGGCAUGGUGAGAGGAUGGAUGUCGUGUUUGGGAAGUACUGGCUGUCCCAGUGCUUCGAUGCCAAAGGCCGCUACAUACGCACCAACCUGAACAUGCCUCACAGCUUACCUCAGCGGAGCGGCGGUUUCCGGGAUUACGAGAAAGACGCUCCAAUCACAGUGUUUGGAUGUAUGCAAGCCAGACUCGUGGGGGAAGCCUUACUGGAGAGUAACACCAUCAUCGACCACGUCUAUUGCUCCCCAUCUCUGCGCUGCGUCCAGACUGCAUACAACAUCUUGAAAGGUUUACAACAGGAAAAUCACUUGAAGAUCCGAGUGGAGCCUGGCUUAUUUGAGUGGACAAAAUGGGUUGCUGGGAACACCUUACCUGCGUGGAUACCUCCAUCAGAGCUAGCCGCAGCCAACCUGAGUGUUGAUACAACCUACAGACCUCACAUUCCAGUCAGCAAAUUAGUGGUUUCAGAAUCCUAUGACACCUAUAUCAGUAGAAGUUUCCAAGUAACAAAGGAAAUCAUAAGUGAAUGUAAAAGUAAAGGAAAUAACAUCCUGAUUGUGGCUCACGCAUCUUCUCUGGAAGCAUGUACCUGCCAACUACAAGGCCUGUCACCUCAGAACUCCAAGGACUUCGUACAGAUGGUCCGAAAGAUCCCCUACUUGGGAUUUUGUUCCUGUGAAGAAUUAGGAGAAACUGGAAUCUGGCAGCUGACAGACCCACCAAUCCUCCCUCUGACCCAUGGACCAACCGGGGGCUUCAACUGGAGAGAGACCCUGCUACAAGAGUAACCGGGCGAGCAAAUGAGAAGAAAAGGCUUGAGGAAGGCGUGGGGAGAAGUGUCUCUGUGUUUAGUACCAGUGGGGAAGCCUGCACCACAUCCUAAGUGGACAAAGAAUAGUUUAGCAUCUUUCAGGCUUUAAAGUUCUUAGGGUGAGACUGUGUCAAGAAGAGAAAGACUUGAUUCAGGGAUAAAAUUCAUUCUCUCUGGACCCUUUUGAGAAUUGUCUUCCUACAUCAGGGCACCUGCUACCACGGAGGGUAUUUUCUCGCUUCUGUAUGUGCUGGCUAAGGAGCCUGGGUCCUCCCAGAGGGAGCCGCCAGCCCACCGUGAGGAAGGAUGCAGGAAGGUCCAGCUGGAGGGACUCCAAGCUGCCAGGCUGGGGAUGGGAUUUUCUUCUAGACUCCGUGCUCCAGUGAAAGCCAAGCUGCAGGAUUCCUUUAAGGUUACUAGAAAACAUGUGGCUUACCAUCAAUUUCAAUGCUCAGUGCGACCCACACACUAGUGCUGCUGACUCAAGACAUCUGCUCGGGGACCCUAACCUUUACGCUGGCACCACCCCAUCACAUUUUCUCUACAGCUGACUGCAGCUUCUUGCUACGGUCCUACCCUCUUGCUUCUAUCUGUGAAAUGGAGAGAUAAAGCAUUUUUGCUCUCCAGAGCACUUUUGGAUACUCAGGAGGAAGAGAAGAUGCACGUGUGAAGCAUUCAAUUGUAGGCACAACAAACUUGCAAAACAGCAAGUGACCUGGAGUGACUCAUGUUGUAGCCUAACGGGCCACAGCACUUCUGAAUCAUUUGCGAUUUGCUCGCCUUUGCCCCAAGAGUCUAGACCAUGUUAACCAGUUAAGGAUGUUGACAUUUUCAAAAGAUGUAUGUCAGAUACAUCCUCUGAGUCAGCAAGAAGCUCAUUCUUGUGCAAUAUGGACAUCUUUCCAAACCAUACCAAGGGUCAGUUCAUCACACAGUUGCAGUACAUGUCAACCAGAACAGAACAUCCACAAACGCAUCCAUCACAGCCAGGGAUGUGCUGCGAAGUCAGGGAACGAACUUAAGUGAUGACAGUCACGACCGCACUGUUGACUGUGCUGUCGUGGUGGUUUGUUUGUUUUGCUGUGAUAAUUUAAAAUAGGUAGGCAGGGCUACUUGAGGAAGGUUGGGAGAGCCACAUCCUGUGGUAGCUCGUCACACCUGCUUCCUGAAUUUAGAGGGAGUUUAUUUAAAAGAAAAAUAAAUGACAAUCAAACCAAAACAUCAGUUAUUGAUGUCUAGUUAAUUGUGUGACUAGCUGACUGUUGAUGGUAGCAGACAGUAGUUCUGGGACAGUGUAGUUCAUGCUAGGAUAUACCUGCAAAAUGAAAUCCCAGCCAUUUGAUGAGAACAUUCAUGUAAAACAGGAUCAAUGUAUACCGUAGCAUUAAAUAAGCUUCAAAACCCAAAUGCAGAAAACACAUGGUAUAUAAAAACAGAUCUGUGCUCCUAUUUGAAACCAGAAUUUGAUGAUCCUUGAAAAUAGGAGGAAGUGAAAGGAUGCUGGCUACAUAUAUUAAUCAGCAAGAGGAUCACUGUUGGGUUUAAGUCACUUAGAGAAAGAUGUCACGAAUUUUAUAUUUUAAGAAACAAAUCUUGAUUUCUUCCAUCACUGUACACUGAUCCAUCUUCUGGAUCUAGAAGUAACUCUGCUGACAUGAUUGAUUAAAAGUUUUCAGCUCAAAAUGGGGGAAGUACAUUAAAGGUGUUUAGAGAAAAGUCACAUUAUGGCCAGUGUAAUGCCACUGCCAGUCAUUCUUUUAUUUGUAAUGAGGUGAAUCCACCAUCACCAGAUCUAUAAUGUUUAUUAGAUUCUCCACAAAUUUUCAUGGACUUUCAGUGCUCAGAAUAAAGCUUGAACAUCUCAUAUCCGAUUUCCUUGAAAAGUGUAGCAGUGUGUGCUGGGCAGGGUCUGUACUUGUAGAGAAGAAAGUUCAGAACUUACCCUCUCUCUCCCUCUCUGUGGACUUAGGCCUUUGAUGACCCAUAGGUUGGUUUAGGUGGGCUGCAGUCCUAUGUGUGAGCAAAGGCAAGCAGAGAUCUGAAAUAAUUUUCUGAAUAAUUUUAGGUGGAAACCCUUGAGUAAAAGAGUUAAUUCCUCUGAUUACCCAGAUUGUUGAUCAGAAUGGCCUGAAUGAUCUCAAUUCGCAUGAAAUUCUCCUUUUCCACAUUUACCUACUUGAAAAACUAAACUCAGACGACCCCAUUUGAGAAAUUCUUUGGAAAUUACAUUGCAUCUAUGUAUAUACGAAAGAGAAAAGACAACUGUAUUACAUGAUUUCAUAUCCAUUUAAAAUUCUCAGUUGCUGUCUAUCACAACUCAAAGUUCAGGCUGGUUCUUUUUGAUCUGAGGCUGAUGCUUAUUAACAAAUAUUUUGGGGGGUUAGGAGAAAGGAGGAAGGGGGAAUGGAAGAAAAUGCCAGACAGAAGCAGCAAAUGGUUGCUGUAAGAGGAAUUCUUUUUUCUUAAUGUAGAAAGCUAUCUGAAAUAGAUGAAAUUAAAGGAUUUAAUCUGGGCUUGAAAGUCUGACACAGUCGGCCGCUCUCACACGUGUGCCACAUCAUCCUGCUGACGACCCAGUGUUAUUCACAGACAGACUUUGGUUUCAGUGAUUCUAAAAUGCCAGUCAAUUCCUCUGUGGACUAGAAUAAUUGGCACAUUUUAAUGCACAAGCUGGGGUUUCAUUUUCCCAGACUCCUUCUCUCUCCCUGCCACGGUAGCUAGGAGCGCAUUCCUUCACCCCAGCAAGGAGUUCAGAAUCCAGUGUUUUCCAUUACAUUUAGAUUCCUAGAAUCUGAAUGGCUGAUUAAAUGGCCAUCUGAUGGCUGAAAGGGGGGGUAUUUUUCACCCUGUAUUGAAAGGCUUGGAGGAGUUUCUAGUUUUUAUUUUCAUUAUACUUUAACCAAAGAAUUAUUUUAAAGUAACCUUAUAUUUGAAAGAUGAUUUUGCAAAAAAUAAAAUAAAAAUAAAAAAUAUCUUCUGGAGUGAUGUCAGUUUGGUAAAUCACUGUUGGUAAUUUUCUUGCAUUUUAGGCUGAUGUGGUCGUUUUCCUGUCAGUCAGUAAUCUGAAAUGCAUAUAGAUUGUCAUCCAGUUGUGCUUAAUAUUAUCGUAAAUGUAUCUUUUCCACUCAACUAGCUGUGUUCAUAUUAAACCAAGUCUCUUAUUUCAGUCACCUUCUGUCAUCGGGACUAAUUGAAAAACCACAGUCAGAGAAGUUCCUAUCUCGUUGCCUUUGUAGAAAGGCGGCCCUAUGUGAUCAACGGGGAGGCAUUCCACGUAACCUAGGCACUCGGCAACUCCAGUGUUUAAUUUGAAAGCAGUGAUGAAUUGCUCUUUUGAAUGUACUCCUAAGUCACGCGUGUGUCAGAAUACAGAUGAACCCCUUUAAUUUUCGUAGGCACAGUCACAGCCGCGCUGUGUCUGCACCGACUCCACAGAUAAUGCGGCUCAGGGUUAUUUGCAUUUAAAUUGUAGUCCUGCAUACGUGUGAGUGCUCGGAGAUGCGGUGGGGCUGCCUCCCCAGGAGGGAUGUGAGCUGCAGAGGAGGGUGGGGAAAGAGCCAUUUAAUGUCCGUACGAUUUAGCUUAAUGUUCACUUUACAAAGGUGAUGUGGGGUAUUUUGUUAGUGAUGGCAGAUGCUUUUCAUGUUUAAACUUGGGAUUAAAAUUGGAUCUGCUUCUUUAACACUUCAACAUAUUGAAUUUUCCUAGGGAAGUGACUGGCUAUAACAAAACUUUAAGGGAAGGGAGGAAAAACUGCCUCUGUGCAGAGGAAAUAACUCGGUUUUUAAAUACAUAUAAUAUUUUGUUCAGUGUAUGUAGGCUUAAAAUUAUGAUGGAUAGUCAAACUUAAUAUAUAAUCAGUUCUUAGAAUGGUUUUAUACUGAACCAUUUAGCUGCCAUUACUCACACAGAAAUUUGAAUUUUACAAUUGCUCAACUAUUCUUGGACUCUGUACAGGAUACGUAUAUAUACAUAUGCAUAUAUGUAUGUAUGUAUAAUGGGAAAGGUGCUGGUGCUUCCUUUGCUUACCACCCAAGACGGGAACAGCACCCUGAAGCAUUUUGGUUACGCACAGACCUAUUCUAAACCUGCUGUUAGGGGAGGUGUGUUGGUUUCUUUCUCUUUUAUAAGGCUAUGGUAUCAUUAAUUUUCUGUGUGAUUCAGGUGUAUUUAUUUGUGACAAGGCUUUGUAAUUAUAAAAAAGGGAACCCACGCCUGACUGUAAGGCCAGCUCCCUUGUAAACCACCUGUGGCGUCUCGCUUCCUGGUCGCGUGCUCUCCUCUCCUCCACACAGCUCUGGCAUCAUUGUAAUUAGUUCAUCCAUUCCAUUAGCAUCUCCAUUUAAGUGGUUCCCAGAUGAUUUAAUAAAGAGAAACUGUGUCCUCA
Molecule: messenger RNA, 6709 nt
Organism: Dama dama (fallow deer)
Lineage: Eukaryota; Metazoa; Chordata; Mammalia; Artiodactyla; Cervidae
Gene: UBASH3B
Product: ubiquitin associated and SH3 domain containing B
Exons: 14
Coding region: 350-2299 (649 amino acids)
Biological process (GO): platelet aggregation; negative regulation of protein kinase activity; negative regulation of signal transduction
Cellular component (GO): cytoplasm
Molecular function (GO): protein binding; protein tyrosine phosphatase activity
Source: RefSeq, a predicted model, not a curated record